Molecule: messenger RNA, 1587 nt
Organism: Hyla sarda
Lineage: Eukaryota; Metazoa; Chordata; Amphibia; Anura; Hylidae
Gene: NIPSNAP3A
Product: nipsnap homolog 3A
Exons: 6
Coding region: 219-983 (254 amino acids)
Cellular component (GO): mitochondrion
Source: RefSeq, a predicted model, not a curated record
CAGACUACAGUUUCAGGAAGAUCAUGCAGCUGCUGCAUGUCUGUUAUUGCUGAGCUUGGUGGUGUCUAUGACCGCUGGCCUUGUCACAUAGUAUAAACCAGCACGGUGUCACUAUUCACUAUUAUUCACAGUCAGUGUGCCGUCAAUAACAGAAGUGUCUUAUGGUUUUCUGUAUUCUCAGGGAAAUAAGAAGUUGAUCAUUAAAGGUGGUAAACAAGAUGAUGUGCGCACUGCGAUCCUUGCUCUUAAAGGGGAAACUACCUGUUGCACCUGCACGGAGUGAUGUCACGAGAAGUGUACAGGCAAAAGCCACAUUUGCAACUGGUUCCCGCCAACAUGACACUACUUUGUAUGAAUUCCGCACCUAUUCUAUCAAGCCCUCAGUGAUGAAUGCAUACAUGGAGCUUACAAAGGAGAAUUUUCAUCUUCGUAUGGCACAUUCAGAGAUGGUUGGCUUUUGGACAUAUGAAUUAGGUGGACUGAAUAAGGUGUUUCACAUAUGGAAAUAUGACAGCUUUACACAUAGAUCAGCUGUACGUGCCAAGCUAGCUCAAGACAAAUCAUGGCAGGAAAACUAUCUAGCUAAAGCACUGCCCAUGAUAGAAAAACAGGACAAUGAGAUCACUUACUUGGUACCAUGGUGUAAGCUUCAGAAACCAGAAAAAGAAGGGGUCUAUGAGAUGGUAUCAUUUCAGUUCAAGCCUGGAGGGCCAGCUGUUUGGGGUGCAUCGUUUCAAGCUGCUAUCUCUACUCAUGUUAAUACUGGCUACACAAAACUUGUUGGUGUUUUUAACACUGAAUAUGGAUUACUUAACCAAGUUCAUGUCCUGUGGUGGAAUGAGAAUCCUGACAAGCGGGCUGCAGGAAGGCAUUUGGCUCAUGAAGAUGCCAGGGUAGUGGCCGCAGUAAGAGAAAGCGUGCGAUUUCUUGACAACCAAAGAAACGUUCUUCUGAUUCCAGCUCCAUUCUCCCCAUUGAAGUAAUGCCUGCAAUUUCUCAUGGACACAUUGAAACAGAUGGCCUUAACUCACAAUAAUGGAAUCUUCACUUGUUGGAUACAUUCACGUUUAAGUCUGUUACGACCUUUAGAAAGCCACAACAGAAUAAAAUUGCUUCAUGUAUAUUUAAAAUGCAUUUUCUGUAUGCUGCUGAAAUCUUUACAAGCAGUAAGAGUGCAGUGGCAUUUCUAUAUGAAAAACAAGUUUUAUGAGAGUUGUAUAGUGCACAGUUUUAGAAUUCAGCAAGGGCCAAGGAAAAGGGAUAUUUUCGUCUGGUUUGUUUGAAGGCACUCUUCAUCCACUGUCCUGCGUGUUAUAUAAUUGUAUAGAAUGCCAAUGAGAUUUUGCAAGUACAAAGUAAAGAGUAAAAUAAAGCAUGCCUAGUUUUUGUUAGAAUUGGUUUAAGCAUAAAGUCAAAGAUUAAUUUGGUGCUUCUAGAUGUGUUUGUGUAUAGUACUUACCAUGGGUACACAGAACCAAGAAGAGAAACCCUUUUACACUUACAUGAUUUGCUCUUUUCUGAGAAACUAAUGGUAAUUGGUCAAUGUUAAGAAAGAUCAUCAAUAAAAUUGUGUGAUGUCAUAAUAUU